Alosa sapidissima (American shad) is the source of this 1975-nucleotide messenger RNA. It is a transcript of the gene tapbpl, whose product is annotated as TAP binding protein like. The transcript is spliced from 9 exons. Lineage: Eukaryota; Metazoa; Chordata; Actinopteri; Clupeiformes; Clupeidae. The record is from RefSeq and is a predicted model, not a curated record. Gene Ontology annotation, cellular component: membrane. Bases 221 to 1558 code for a protein of 445 amino acids. Gene Ontology annotation, biological process: antigen processing and presentation of endogenous peptide antigen via MHC class I.
UUACACUGCAGACUCUUUGAGGAAACGACAGACUACAGGCUUUAUUGCCUUCCAAAGGAAUAACCACACAGAAAUUGCGUUGUGGUCAAGUCAAUAGUUGAAAUGCCGUUUAUUUACAGCUAACAAUAGAUUAGUUGCCUAUACAUUAUAGCUAAGUGAAAGACAUUUGUGAAAACGAAAGCGAAAGGUUAAAUGAGAUACAAACCAUCAGCUAUUAGUUAUGUUUAUCAUCUUCAUGAUAGGAUGCUUGGUGUCAUCAACAUACGCUCUUGAUGGCGCGGAUGUGGUGUUGUCCUGUUCCUUCGUGGAGGAGGGAGGGGGGAUGAUGGGGGGAAUGGGCGGAGGUGGGCUCUUCAGCCGCACUCCUGCAACGCUGGUCCUCAGGGACCUUCCGGUCGACCCUGACUCCGACUCUGCGCUGGACUCCGUGACCCCAUUUGACCCGCCGGAGAAGCCCAGCGCAGAUGACCUCAUCUUCGAAGUGAAAGGCUCUUCAGUGGAGAUCCCAGAUGCCGACACCCUUCUCCAUGCUGAUUGUAACGAGCAGGAGGUGAACUGUGAGAUCAGUCAUUACAUCCCCCGUGGCUCGGACCCUGACGCUCCACCCUCUCACUUCAUUGGCUCCCUGCAGGUGGAGGGGGGCGGGAUCAGCCUCACCAUGGUCCUGCAGGUUUUAACCAAUGAGGAGGCAGCAUCUGAAACUCUGCCUCUGAUACAAAGCAAGCUGGAACUCCCUCUUAGCCAAUCAGGGACCCUGCUCACAGAGGUUGUUUUUGUAGUGUUCUCUCGCUCGCCAUCCCUUUCUACUCCACUUGGGGGCGAUGCUCAGCUGGACUGUGGCUUUAGGCAGCGGAACUCUUCCCACGUAGGUGGGCUCAGGCUUGAGUGGCGGCUGCAGCACAGAGGAAGUGGUCGGAAAGUCCUGGAGAUGACCAAAGUUGAGGAGGGGGAAGAGGCAGGGGCGGGGCCCACUGUGUCUGCUGGGCGGGACGGGGCUAGCGUGGACCCUGCCCUGGCGGUGGAAGAGGGUAACGUGUCUAUGAGCCUCACAAAGCUCAAAGUGGUCGACGAAGGAACAUACAUUUGUACUGUCACUUCUGGAAUGUUCCAAACCCAACAGAUUGUCCAGCUACACAUUGACCAGCCUCCUAUAGUGUCUCUCUCCGAGGAAAUGGUGGUAUUUCAAGAUGAGCCAGCCCAGAGGCUCAGCUGCCACUGCAAGAGCUACUAUCCUCUUGAUGUGCAGGUCGAGUGGCUGUCACUCAGCUCCUCAGAGGCAGAGCCCAUCGAGAUCUCGGACGGGGCAUCCCUGUCGAGCCACAGGCAACACUCUGACGGAACUUACUCUGUCACCGCCCAAUUGACGCUCCGCCUUUCGGCACACCCACCUGGGACCACCGUCACCUGCAGGGUUGCCCAUCAGGCCCUGAGCGCGGAGGUCGAUGUCAGCACCACUGUCCGCCUUGCCCCCGAGACAGAUGACAACCUCUACGCCAUCAUUGUAUCAUUACUGGUUGUGAUUGUGGGAACAGUCUUUUUUUACCAAGUGAUGGGAUGAACAAACUGAGUUUUGACUGAAUACACUGAAGAUAAAAUGCAUAUACUGCAACAAAGCUCUGACAAAAAUAUUUUAAUGUUCUAAGAAGUGCUGUAAUGUUUCAUGUCAAUGUUUAGAAUUAAGUUGGUACGUGUAGAAAGAUUACUGUGACUGUCAUAUCUAUGAGUAAAGGGUAAAUGAAGUGAGGGGGAAAUCUAUCAUGGCAGAUGUUACAUAUUGGGAAGGGUUUGACUGUACUGUUUCCAUGGUGUUUAUGAUCAAGUUUCAGGUUGUACGAAUAUCAUUGGCCCAUUGAAGCCCUUAAGCCCAUUUAAAGGUGCUCUAAGCGAUGUUACGCGGUUUCUAAGCUAAAACAUGUUUUGCCACAUAAAGCAAACAUCACCUCACCAUCCGCUGGCUGUCUGUGCCCUGAAUACA